AUGUUCACAAUUCGCCUCUUCCGGACGCGAAAUCCAUGUAUUCGAAUCCGCAUUCCAAUAGUUGAAAACUUCCAGCAUCAAUUGACCACUCGAACACGUGCCACGGCGUACAUAUCAACCACAGCUCGAUUCAAUAUGCCCGCUAAAAAGGCAGCAGCAAAGAGAAAGGCUUCCACGCCCGAAGACACCAAAUCACCAGAUGGAGCAUCGAAGAAACAAAAGAUCACCAAUGGCUCCUCCGAUCCUCUUCGAGAACCUCAUCAUUCGGCUCAAUUAGCCGAAGAGAAUGGUAUUGUCCUCCGCAAAUACUAUCCCCACGAAAUGUCCAAUGCCCGCGCGCAAGCCUACAACGACGAUGAACUUCCUCGUCCCAUAGAUCUCUUGAAUUCGGCGCUUUCAAGUACGAAUCGGGAAAGAGACAACAUUGAAGCCAAGAAUUCGGUGGUUCAUUGGUUUAAAUGUGAUUUACGGACCCAGGAUAAUAAGUCCUUGCAUAUGGCUAGUGAGAAGGCCAAGGAAGAGGGAUUGCCUUUGAUUGCGUUUUAUAUCAUCAGUCCUCAGGAUUUCGAAGCUCAUUUAACGGCUCCCGUGAGAGUGGAUUUUAUACUGAGGAACUUGGAGGUCUUGAAGGAGGAGUUGGGGAAACUUGAUAUACCACUUUAUGUUGAAACGGUGGAGAAGAGGAAAGAGAUUCCAGGUCGUAUUCUGGAGCUGCUAAAGGAAUGGGGAGCCAGGCAUCUUUUUACUAAUGUGGAGUACGAGGUGGAUGAAUUGAGGAGGGAAGCGAAGAUGGUGGAGAUGUGUUUGGAGAAUGGUAUUGCUAUGGAUGUCUUGCCUGACACUUGUGUUGUCAGUCCGGGAGAAUUGCAAAGUGGUAGCGGAAAGCAAUAUGCAGUUUACACGCCCUGGUUCCGAACAUGGGUAGCUCACGUACAUGAUCACCCAAAGCUUCUAGAACAAUUUCCUCCGCCAAGCAAGAAUCCUUCCAAAGCUCGAAAGACGUUUCCCAAACUAUUCGAUUCUACAAUUCCAUCGGCGCCCCCAAAUAAGAGCUUGACAGCCGAAGAAAAGAAACGUUUCAAGUCUCUUUGGCCCGCAGGAGAAGAAGAGGCAAAGGCCCGUCUGACCAAGUUCUGCGAACAAAAGAUAUCAGGAUAUACAGACCACCGAAACUUCCCCUCAGAGGCAGCAACCUCCUCCCUAUCUCCCCAUUUCGCAGCCGGCACCCUCUCCGCCCGAACAGCCAUCAAAUAUGCCCGCGAUCACAACACAACCAAAAAGCUCAACGCCGGAACCCAAGGAAUCCAAACCUGGAUCUCGGAAGUCGCCUGGCGAGACUUUUAUAAGCACGUUCUCGCAAACUGGCCCUACGUAUGCAUGAAUAAAUCAUUCAAACCCGAGUACACCAACAUCUCCUGGGAGUACAACGACGAACACUUUGAAACCUGGAAAACGGGUCAAACAGGCUAUCCCAUCGUUGACGCAGCGAUGCGUCAACUCCUCCACACGGGCUGGAUGCACAACCGGUGUCGCAUGAUCGUCGCCUCCUUCCUCGCCAAACACCUACUCACCGACUGGCGUAUGGGCGAAGCCUUCUUCAUGACGCACCUCAUCGACGGGGAUUUCGCGUCGAAUAAUGGGGGCUGGGGGUUUGCGGCUAGUACGGGGGUUGAUCCUCAGCCUUAUUUCCGCAUCUUUAAUCCCCUGUUGCAGAGUGAGAAGUUUGAUGCAGAGGGGAAUUACAUUAGGAAGUGGGUCAAGGAGCUGGAGGGGGUUAAGGGCAAGGCGAUUCAUGAUCCGUAUGAGAGGGGCUGUGGGAAAGAGGCGAAGAAGGGGGGGUAUCCUAAGAGGGUUGUGGAUCAUAAGGAGAGUCGGGAGAGGUGUUUGGCUAGGUAUAAGGAGGGGCUUGGGAGGGAGACUUCGUAG
This is a messenger RNA of Hymenoscyphus albidus, 1926 nucleotides long. The record is from the annotation of a GenBank genome assembly. Lineage: Eukaryota; Fungi; Ascomycota; Leotiomycetes; Helotiales; Helotiaceae.